AUGACUGUUCUCAUCCUAGCGAUAACGCUCGUCGCCGCGACGACCGCGAAGCCCGUCGACUCGGAGAAGAGAGAGGCGCUCCGCUUCCUGCGCGCGUACGGUUUUCUGAAGGACAAUGGAGGAUCGUUGUCCGACAACGCGACGUCUCUGCGUCACGCGCUGUCGCUGUUUCAGGAAUACUAUCAAUUAUCAGGAAAUGGUGCGUUAAACCCUGAUACGCUUCGUCUUAUGCGCAAACCGCGAUGCGGUCUCGCGGACAUUCCCGGUCGCGCGUAUAGCCCGAUCGCGCGAAAAUGGCCGAAAACGCGUCUCACGUGGAACUUUCAAGUGGCUAGCGAAGAACUCUUAAAAACGGUCGAAGCGGCGUUCGCGUUAUUAUGGACGGUGAAUUUGUCGUUAACGUUCGCGCGCGACCCGCUACAUCCCGAUAUACUAAUAUCGUAUCGAACGGGCGCGCACACCUACGCGAAUCGUCUGAGCGGCGACAUUUGCCCGGCGGUCUUCGACGGUUCGGGUGGAGCUCUCGCUCACGCGUUCUUUCCCUCGGGAGCGAUCGACUUCGCGUCGGAGGUGCACAUCGACGACGCGGAACCGUGGCACGUGUAUCUGAACAAAAAUCCUCCCGAUACGUGUCAUUUGCUACAAACGUUGACGCACGAGAUGGGCCACACGCUAGGUCUACAGCACAGUAUGCGUAACGACUCGGUAAUGUUCCCGUAUAUACCCGACAUCGAAAAUCAAUUUCCGGUUAAGCUGAGCAUAGAGGACGUCCUCGCUAUACAGAAUCUGUACGGGUCUCACGACGAUGGAAACUAUCCAACGAUUCCCACAACCACCAUAGCACCCGCGACGACGACGAGCGUCGCGCCGACCGACCCCGCGCGCGCGGAUCUCUGCGCGUUGCGGCGCAUAGAUGCGGCGUUAAUAAUGAAUCGUCGCUUGUACAUAGCUAAUCGCCGCAACGUAUGGUCGGUCGACAUAACCGAGAGACGCUACGGUAGACCCAUGAAGUUGACGGAUUACGCGACGUUUCUUCCGGCGAAUCUCACGCGCCUGUCCGCCGCGUAUCGAAGACCAUCGGGCGAUCUCGCGCUAUUCGUUAACGAUUCGAUCUAUGUCGCGGAAUAUCCCAGUUUUAAGCUAAAACUUGUCGGUGUUAACGUCAGCCGACCCUCUUACGUGGAAGUCGUCCUCGGAAAUUGUCACGGCAAAGAGAUCUCGUUUGCGCCGGAUGUGUGGAAGGAACUGCUCGAUCUGCGAUCCGUGCUUACGUCGUACUUUCAGCGCGACGAGCGAGAGGAGAUGCGCCCUCCAGCCCCGAUAUAUAUCGGACAAUUAACGUUGCGAUUUGGCAAACUUAACAAUCUUCGAAUACUCCGUCUCGAAACACCUAAGGAUCGUCUAGUCGCAUCGAGGAGCACCGUGCUAAAUAUAUUAAACUUGGAGCAUUGCAUCAACCGCAUCAUUACAACUUUGAGCGGUUUAACCGGAUACAUCGAUAACAAGCUAACGCGCUUUCUCGAUAUCGCGGCCGAUGUCCGCGAUCGAACGCUUAUUCCGACGGCGAUACGCGACAGCGAGAACUUCGACCGCAACGAUAUAAUCGAUUGCGAACUGCAGGCUCUGCUCUUCGGAGAAUCCUAA
This is a messenger RNA of Formica exsecta, 1644 nucleotides long. RefSeq names its product matrix metalloproteinase-24-like. The coding region runs from base 1 to 1644 and encodes 547 amino acids. The record is from RefSeq and is a predicted model, not a curated record. Gene Ontology annotation, cellular component: extracellular matrix. The transcript has 2 exons. Lineage: Eukaryota; Metazoa; Arthropoda; Insecta; Hymenoptera; Formicidae. Gene Ontology annotation, biological process: proteolysis. Gene Ontology annotation, molecular function: metalloendopeptidase activity; zinc ion binding.